Apaloderma vittatum (bar-tailed trogon) is the source of this 393-nucleotide messenger RNA. Its product is annotated as pituitary tumor-transforming gene 1 protein-interacting protein-like. Gene Ontology annotation, cellular component: nucleus; cytoplasm. NCBI's taxonomy places the organism in Eukaryota, Metazoa, Chordata, Aves, Trogoniformes, Trogonidae. The record is from RefSeq and is a predicted model, not a curated record. The annotation marks the transcript as partial. Gene Ontology annotation, biological process: protein import into nucleus. The transcript has 6 exons.
CAUGCUCAGAGUUUUCCCAGCAAUCCUGUGAAGAAUGUCUGAAAAAUGUUUCGUGCCUUUGGUGUUACACCAACAAGACUUGUGUUGAUUACCCUGUAAGAAGCAUUCUUCCACCAUCUUCAUUGUGUUCACUUUCAAAUGCUCGAUGGGGAGUUUGCUGGAUAAACUUUGAGGCUUUAAUUAUUGCCAUAGCUGUAGUAGCUGGACUCAUUCUGGUGUCUGUAGCAGUCUGUUGCUGUUACUGCUGUUACUGCAGGAGGCGGUCUAACACUGUUUUCCAUUAUAAUGAAGAAGAAGAACGGCUAGCUAGAAAGACAGAGGAGCGAAGACUACAGUCUCUUCAGAGGAAACAUGAAAGAAAAAUGAAGCAUGAUGAAAUACGUAAGAAGUAUG